ACCACAUUGGAGAAUUAGGAGGUGAGGGCUGCAGGGAUGCAGCACAAAUAUAUAGAGGGAAAAUGUCACAAAUAUGGUUUAACAUUAUUAUCACGAUGACAAUAACACCAACAGGGAAGGAUGGACGCCAAGAGAAGAUGGAAGGGAAGGAAAAGAAGGAAGAGAUGGAAGGAGAAAAAAAAAGGAAAAAAAAGGUAAAAGUAGGAAGAUAGAAGAAGAAGAGGAGCAGCAAUACCAACAGGGGAUGGAGAAGAGGGGGAGACCGUGGAGCUCAGUCACUUCCGCACCAUGUGAGCUACCGUGAGUGAUGCUCAUUUGCUGCCGCUUGGAUGCCGCAUCCUCCCGGAAAGAGCCCCAGAAACCGAACAGAGCUGAGGCUCCCCUUCACCAGAGGCAGAGACAGUGGCAGAGAGAGAGGCCAGAGGCCGGAGAGGAGACAGCAGCAGCUCAAUGAUCGGACAGUCCCGGACAGACAACACACCCACCCACCCGAGGAAAUGACUGCAGACGUGGCGGUGUCUCUGUUGAUGCUCGCGGGGAUCGUCGGGCUCAGCGACGCGACCCGCCGGCUGCUCAGCAGCGGCACCCUCGCGGGCACCGGGCUCUCGGUCUGCGCCGUGGAGCUCGUGUCCACCUUCCAGCUGUGCUGCUGCACGCACGAGCUGAAGCUGCUGUCCGACGUGGGCGGGAUCGAGCCCCGGCUCGCGCUCACCCUGACGUACCUCGCGUCCGUGGUGCACGGGCUCACCUUCGGCGGCGCGAUCGGCAACCCCUCCGGCACACUGGAGCACGCGUACCGCUCGAGGAUAACGGGCCGGUGCGCCCUGCGGCGAAUCGCGUGUCAGUUCGCCGCCGCCGCCGCUGCGCGCGCCGCGGUGCCGGUGAUCUGGGGUCUCGGGCUGUCGAGGCUGCACGUGCGGCACAAGCUGCUCGGCUACCGGUGCGUCAGCGCCAUCCACGCGGCGCUGCCCAGGGCCGCCGCCGUGGAGUUCGCGUGCGCCUUCGCGGUGCAGACGGCCAUCACGCACACGCGAUCGGUGGAGGAGAAAUACCGCGUGCACGCGGUGGCUGCGGUCAUCGCAUCGGUGGUUUAUGCAGGUGGCAGUAUGACAGGAGCAGUGUUUAACCCAGCCUUGGCGUUCUCCACACAGUUCCCCUGCAGUGGACCGUCCUUCCUGGAGUACUGUCUGGUCUACUGGCUCGGCCCACUGCUGGGUAUGAUGAGCUCCGUGCUGCUGUUUGAUAAACUUGUCCCCCGGCUGUCAAGGACAUCUUCAUCUCCCCAUCUCUCCCUGGAGACCAAGAAGAGGACGUGAGCCUUCGCAGGGACAUUUCAUAUACCAGACACACGUGGACACUUUUAACCCGCUGCUGACCUCAGUCAUCAGAUGUUAAAGAAAGAGGAACACUGAUGUGCACGUCUUAAAAAGACACACAAACGACCAUGACAACAUGCAGACAGAAGUUAAUUUCACCUCAAGAGCACAUUUUGUACUGUAAGUAAACAGAGUACUCUAAUAUUAUUAUAUAUAUAUUUUUUUUUAAAAACAGGGCAAUCAAGUGUAGCAAGUCAAAUUUUUUACAACACAUGUGGUUGAUCCAUCGUAUUUAAAACUUUUAGACACUUUUUGUUUCACCACCCAGAGCUAAUAUCACUACCGAAAUAUCAACAAUUAGGGCUACAACAAAAUUUGCACGAGUUUUGACUUAUGAAAGUUUCGUCUGGAUCCACACAUUUGGUUCAGACUCAAAAAGAUCACUUGCCUGUUUUCUGGUUUUGCCAAACACUUAAUACAAGUUUUGUAGCUGCAAUAAUACACUGAGCCAAGUAUUAUUUUCUGUUGUAGAACAUUUGCUAAAGCUAAUUUACUUAACUGUUAAAAUAAUAAUGGAUGAUAGUAUAUAUAUUGCUAAACAUUGAUUGUAUAUGAUUCAUGUUUAUACUUAAUGUGACAUUCUAGAGCCAAGCACAGUGCAUGAAUGUAGUGUUCUUUUGCACACGUUUUUGCACAAAUCUGAUUGGUGCCUUUGAAUUCUCUGUAAAAAAAAAACUGGAAAGGCAGAUUAAACUGUUGAAAUGAGAUUGACUGGUUUAUAAAUACGUCUAAAUGGAGCCCAGUCUACGGCAGAAAUUACUGGAUUAGCAGUUGUAGUGACCAUGUAAAGAUGUUUCUGAUUUCUUUUUGCAGGUUUUAUUAAAUCUACAGUAAAUUGACUUAGUAAAACAGUAAGACAGUAGAAAUACAGUGUCAAUCACUAUUUUCUGCUUCAUGCUUGUUACAGAGAACAGUUUUUUAUUUUUGCACAUCGAGCAGUCGCAGAGCAACAUUAUCGUUCAUUUUGUCCACCUGAUAAUUUGGCAUAGGUUUGUUACAGGGAUCGACCGACUCAUAUUGCAUGAGGAUAACAAACAAAUGUUUAACGGCGCUUUUAGAAAACGAUUCAGUAAAAACGAAUCAAGCGAAGAAACUCCUACAAAAAACUAUGCAUUUAUUGACAAUUUGAUACAACAACGUUAAUUUCCUCUGCAGGAAUGUCAGAUUUUAAAUUUGUCUUCAGGCACAAAACAGAAACAAACUUAUUUUUUUCUACAGUCAACGAAAGGAUCUUGUAAUUUCCGACUUGGCUGCAUUACAUAAGUGCAGAACACAUUGUUCCGGUGAACUGGACAAACCACUAGAGUUGGAGGUGGAGGAGCUGAAAACCUACAACACAAUGAGCUCCAA
Messenger RNA from Scophthalmus maximus (turbot), 2726 nucleotides. It is a transcript of the gene aqp11, whose product is annotated as aquaporin 11. Gene Ontology annotation, molecular function: channel activity. The record is from RefSeq and is a predicted model, not a curated record. The transcript is spliced from 3 exons. Bases 330 to 1316 code for a protein of 328 amino acids. Gene Ontology annotation, cellular component: cytoplasm; membrane. NCBI's taxonomy places the organism in Eukaryota, Metazoa, Chordata, Actinopteri, Pleuronectiformes, Scophthalmidae. Gene Ontology annotation, biological process: transmembrane transport.